UCAAAGCGGAAGUUCUCGCUUUGCUGCAGCUGUGAUGAACCAGGAAAGGAUGUAGCAUCCGAACGAUAACGUUCAUUUUAAAGCUUUUUUUUAACGUAUAAACCGACUUUCACGCGUAGUUAAAGACUCGGACGAAGCGGACGAUAUGAUUUUAGCGGCGUAUUUGUCGCUUUUCUCGAUAAUAUCGUCGGCGGGAGCAGCUAAGUCUUCAGGGGACGAUGACUGGGUCUAUCUGCCCAACAAAUGUGAAGUGUGUAAGUUCGUCAGCAUCGAGAUGAAGUCGGCCUUCGAUGAGACGGGGAAAACCAAGGAGGUCAUCGGCAGGAACUACGGCUUCAUCGACAGCAAGGGGGCGCCGCCCAUCAAAUACGUCAAGUCAGACCUCCGAUUCAUCGAGGUCGUAGAAAACGUGUGUCAGAGGCUGCUGACGUACAACCUGCACAAAGAGAGGAGUGGAAGCAACCGCUUUGCCAAGGGCAUGUCGGAGACCUUCUCCACCCUGCACGGACUGGUGAACAAAGGCGUGAACGUGGUGAUGGACAUCCCCUUCGAGCUGUGGAACGAGACGUCGGCAGAGGUGGCCGACCUCAAGAAGCAGUGCGACGUGAUGAUCGAGCGGUACGAGGACGUGAUUGAGGACUGGUACAAAGGCAGCCAGGAGGAAGACCUCACCACGUACUUGUGUGAGAAGCACGUCCUCAAAGGGCAGGACGCAGCCUGCCUGGAGGAGGAGUGGAGCCCGAUGAAGAAGGGCGACCAGGCGGCCUUGGCGGAGGACAAGAAGAAGAGGAAGAUGAAGAAGAAGAAGGGGGGGGGGGACGGGGGCUCGGACGGGGAGAAGGCCACGAAAAAGAAGAGGAAGAAGAGCGACAAGAAGCCCAAGAAGAAGAAGAAGAAGAGCAAAGCUCCAGUGGAGAGGGCCGACGGGGGGGCGUCGUCAGACGAGGACAUCCAGCCGCCGGUGCCUCUCUCUGGGGGCAAGACGGAGCUGUGAGACCCCCCCCCCUCCCACCCCCCCCGGAUCAGCUGUUACAUUCAAAAGCAGCUUCUCUUUGAUCCGGUUCUGUUACUUUUAGAUUAGUUUUUUUUUUCACUUUCUAAUGGCUUUGUUUUCAUGAUGCUCUUAAUAGACCCCCCCCAUUGAUACCCACAGCUUUAAUUAUGACAUCAUUUCAACAUCUGUACUUACUUUGUUUGUAUAAUUAUGAAUUUAAAAAUGAAGAUGAGGAACAAAGGGAUACGGAUAAAAUCCAGAAGGCCAAAUAUCAGAAAACAAUAUUGUAGACUAAUAAUUGGGGAUUAUAAUAGAUUUGUGAUCAAUAAGAAUAAUCCGUAAUUUGUAUGAAAGGACAGUAAACUUAAUACUUUUUACAAAUCCAAAUAUUACAAGUCAGCUGGUCUCAUCCAGUAUUGAUCACAUAUUGAUCACAUAUUGAUCACAUGGCUGCAACCGGUUUCUUUUUCUUCAUUUGCUAAAUGUGAUUUUCAUCAAAAUGUGAAUUUGUAUUUUUUGUCUUUUUGCUGUUUUUUUAAAAGAAGUUUUGUUCCAUCUGAAAACUGACUUUAUCAUUGUUUUGUUUUCUGUUCCUACAGAAACGCUCAGAAUGUUUCCUGUGAUCGUAUGUAUUGAUUUUCUCUUUUAACAUCUUAACAUUCAGAGAUGUUUUCCACCUGUAGAAGGUUAUUGAUCCUCUUUAAGGAGUCAACACAACAUGCAACACCUUUUCUUUAAUUGUCAGACAUCUGUCCAGGUCCUUUAUUUUCUCAGAGAGAGAGAGAUAGUGUUGCAUAACAGCUGCUAUUUAAGGUGUGUUCAUGUGUGCUUGGUGACCCCCAAUGAUGUGUGUGUGUGUGUUUACAGUUUUUUACUGAGGUAAAAUGCUGCCUGUGUCGUACUGGAGCUGCUUUUUUGACCCCAUGAACCAAAACAUGGAUCAAUAAAAACUUGGUGACUGUUUAAAGUGUCAUUUUAUCAUCUCCUCAGAGAGAGUCAGUCACAUCUCAAAGUGUGUAGUUGUUGUUGUUAAAAACAAAUAAACAAGACACAGUUAUC
Molecule: messenger RNA, 2053 nt
Organism: Pungitius pungitius (ninespine stickleback)
Lineage: Eukaryota; Metazoa; Chordata; Actinopteri; Perciformes; Gasterosteidae
Gene: cnpy3
Product: canopy FGF signaling regulator 3
Exons: 6
Coding region: 146-994 (282 amino acids)
Source: RefSeq, a predicted model, not a curated record